AUGGGUGCAUAUCCAGCCGAGAUCAUCAUCAUCAUGAUGGAGAGCCAGCUUUGCCUUCUCGCCUUCCUUCUCUGGCCCUUGCCUACGGUGCACAGCUCUAUCUGGGCAUGGAUGUACUCUUUGCCACAGGGUGCCAAUGAGGUGCCACCCCGCAGGGACUCUGGAUUAUCAUCCAGCCAGGAGCUCACGGUGGCUCUGUGCAGCCAUGGGAUAAAUUGUCCCCAGGGAUUCUUCUGUGACCACCACUUUGGACUCUGCCUACCCUUCAGGCAAGAAGGGGAAUUCUGCCGUCAGGAUGCCCAUUGUGCCACAGGGCUAAGCUGCAUGUUUGGCAAAUGCCAGCAGGCUGUAUCUGGUGGGCAGGAAGGUGCCCGCUGCCAUCAUGAUAAGGACUGUGCUCCAGACACUUGCUGUGCACGCCAGCAUGGGGAGAUGGUCUGCAAGAACAGACUGCUUUUAGAUGAAGGGUGCUACAUCCCCGAAGGAGGGAUUGCAUUCAGCGUGAACCAGGUGUGCCCCUGCCUGAAAGGACUAGUUUGCAAAAAGAUACUCCCUAACCGAGAGGUAUCAUUUGAAUACUGGUCAGAUAAAAGUGACUGGAGAUGCCAAAAAAAAUAGGCAAGAAGGAAGUGCGGAGUUUUUAAAAUAGCUGUAUUUAUUCCAUGUAAAUAACACUGUAUAUAGAGCUGUUUUACCCUCCUCUU
Rhineura floridana is the source of this 704-nucleotide messenger RNA. RefSeq names its product dickkopf-related protein 3-like. The transcript is spliced from 5 exons. Gene Ontology annotation, molecular function: receptor antagonist activity; co-receptor binding. NCBI's taxonomy places the organism in Eukaryota, Metazoa, Chordata, Lepidosauria, Squamata, Rhineuridae. The record is from RefSeq and is a predicted model, not a curated record. Bases 1 to 618 code for a protein of 205 amino acids. Gene Ontology annotation, biological process: multicellular organism development; negative regulation of canonical Wnt signaling pathway. Gene Ontology annotation, cellular component: extracellular region.